UCAUAGAAAUACAACAAAAAACUAGAUAAUGAGAAUUUACAGGGAAACAUCAGAGUCCUCAUAGCAUGACGCUUUUUACACUUCUCAGACACAAGAACAAGCUACAGUGAUUAAUCAUAACUCACGUGAAAAACAGAAAAUCUAUAAAAGAGGUCUACUUGGAAAAAAUGGCAAGGCUGCACCCUGUUGGGUAAAGUUAUAUGUUUACUAUAACACUGAUCGUGGAGUUCACAAACUAAAAAAAAGAAUAACCCCGAUUAAUGUGGCACGGAUGUUGUUAAGAACUAAGCUUCAAAAACUUUAAUACAAAACAAUGACAACACAUCACUCAAGAACACCUCAUACUACUAUUUUCAUUGAGAGCGUUGAUUGCUUCCUCCAAUGAAAAGGAAAAAAAUUACAUAGCUCCUCCCAAUGAACUGCAAAACGUCCCUCCCCUUCAUGAAACGCAGACGGUGGCUGCGUUGUUCUACGUGAUAGUCCAUUUAGCGGGUAAAUUCGAGCGGAUAUAACUGUGCUGAUUAUCUUCAGGUUGUAACAGGGUAAAAGUACUUUAAAAGAAUGGAAGAGACCUGCAUAGUACAGCAAGACAGUCCAGUUGAAGUACAGAGAUGUCAUUCGUUUGGAGAUUACUGUGAUGAGCAGCUGUCAGCUCUGCCUGAAAAACUGCAACAAAUGCUACUGCCUUUCCAAAAGGAUGGUUUCAAGUUUGCUGUAGAGAGAGGUGGAAGGUGCAUGAUAGCAGACGAGAUGGGUCUUGGGAAGACAGUACAAGCCAUUUCUGUGGCAUAUUUUUAUAAAGAAGAAUGGCCUCUUUUAAUUGUAGUCCCAUCAUCUUUGAAAUACCCGUGGAUAGAAGAACUGGAGAAAUGGAUUCCAGAAUUAAAUCCUGAUGAUAUCACCCUAAUUGAGCACAAAGCUGACACUGGGAGAAUCUCUACCAGUAAAGUUGUUGUUCUGGGCUAUGGCUUGCUGUCAGCCGAUGCACGGAUGUUAGUCGAUGCUUUGUACAGACAGAACUUCCAGGUGGUUGUGGUUGAUGAAUCUCACUACAUGAAGUCAAGAAAUGCCACCAGGAGCAAACUACUGGUACCAGUAGUGCAGAAGGCAAAACGUGCCAUUCUUCUGACAGGGACACCUGCACUGGGAAGGCCUGAAGAGCUCUUUAUGCAGAUUGAUGCCCUUUACCCGAGGAGAUUUGGCACUUGGAGUGAAUAUGCAAAGAGAUACUGCAAUGCUCAUGUCAGGUAUUUUGGUAAAAGGACUCAGUGGGACUGCAGAGGGGCUUCAAAUCUUGAUGAGCUUCACCUUCGCCUCAACUGUAUAAUGAUCAGACGUUUAAAGGAUGAGGUCUUAACCCAGCUCCCAGCCAAAAUCAGGCAGCGCAUUCCCUUUGACCUUCCCAAAGAAGCUGCAAAGGAAGUGACUGCCAGCAUUGAGGAGUGGGAGAAAUUAAUGAGGAUGCUGGAUUCGGGUGCAGCUGAGACUGGUAACCCUUUUAUUGAAGUCAUGGGGCUCAUUACCCGGAUCUACAAACAGACUGCUGUUGCCAAGGCUGGGGCAGUGAAAGAUUACAUUAAAAUGAUGCUGGAGAAUGAAAAGUUGAAGUUCCUUGUUUUUGCCCACCAUUUGACAAUGCUUCAGGCUUGCACAGAGGCUGCGAUAGAAAGCAAGGCUCGUUAUAUUCGUAUUGAUGGCAGUGUUCCAUCAUCUGAGAGAAUCCAUCUUGUUCAUCAGUUUCAAAAUGACCCUACAACCCGUGUAGCAGUUUUAAGUAUUCAAGCAGCAGGACAGGGCUUAACAUUUACUGCUGCAACACAUGUGGUUUUUGCUGAACUGUAUUGGGAUCCUGGGCAUGUUAAGCAAGCUGAAGACCGAGCUCACCGCAUUGGGCAAAAAAGCUCUGUCCAUGUUCACUACCUUAUUGCAAAAGGAACACUGGACCCUCUUAUGUGGGGAAUGCUGAACCGGAAGGCUUGUGUUAUGGGUAACACAUUAAAUGGUAAAAAGGAGCGAUUAAAGGCAGAAGAAUGUGAUAAAGAAAAACGGGACUUCUUAAGUUUUUCCAAGGCAUGGACUCCAAAUGAAAUCCUUCUGCAGAAUAAAGAUGACAUGUUCUUUACUCAUUUUGAGAAAGACAAGCAGCAUGACAUCCGCUCAUUCUUUUCUCCAAAAUCUGAUGCAGCGAAGAAAUGCAAAAGGUCAUCUGUGGAAAUACCUGCAGAAAUAACCAAAGCACAAGAGCCUGUUGAUCUUACUGAACCAGGUGAAAUUAAAAACCAUUUCAGCUGUGAAGAAAACAGGGAAGUAGUAAGUGAGCAAAUAUUGAAAGACCCAGACUUUCAACCAGAAGCAAAACGCUUCAGAACUCAAGGAACACCAUCUCAAAGCAGGAAUAAUGCAUUAAAAAGGAAAUCUCGGAGCGGAAAACCAAAACUUAUAUUUACUGUUAAGAAAAGUGGACAGCUGGCUAAUGGGGUGAAUCUUAAACCCAGUGGUGCUUUGGAAAAGUUCUGGAACUGCACUGCUUGCACUUACAGUAAUAGUCCUUUGUUGCCAUAUUGCGAAGUUUGUGAGAUACCACGAAGCAAUAAUAAUACUGAAAAAGAGAAUCCACACUCAAAUGGUAGUCAUGCUGGGAGACCGGUACCGAAAGGAGAUGAAGACUGUGUUGUUAUUUCUGAUUCAGAGGCAGAGAAUGAAGAGAAAAAUGGGCUGUUAGUCCCUGAGAAUCUAUGUUAUAAUGAAAGCGAAAGCAGAGAAAACAAUAACUCUGAUGCAAAUGAACCCAAAGAUUCAAAUCAAAACUGCACAUCUCCUGAAGAUGUUCAGAAUGAGAAUUCCGAAAGCAGCAGCAUUCCACCGUAUGAUUCCCUAAUGUUCUUUGCAAGCAGAAAUACUGACAGGAUUUAUAUUUAUAAGGAUGGAAAGCCUUUAAACUGUAAUUUUAUUCCUAUGGACAUAACAUUAGAAAACUGGGAAGAUUUACCUGAUGUAUUUCAUCAAAAACAGAACCGCAUUUUGAUACUGAGAUUUGUGAGGGAGUGGUGCAGUUUAACAACUAUGAAACAGAGAAUUAUUAGAAAAAGUGGUCAGAUAUUCUCCAGCCCCAUAAUGGUUUGUGAAGAUAUUUCGAAAGAGCAGCGCAGGUCUGGCAGCACCAAAAGGUAUCUAUCAAAGGAUGAUGUAGCAAAGUCAUCCAUCAAGAAAGCACAUAUGGAAGGGGGAAGUGUUCGAGUCAUCAGAAAGGAGUCGAAGUUCACAAGUCAACAAACAGAGACUAGUGGUUCAGCAGAAGAUUGUUCCAGAAUGAGAUCUUCUGGUGGCACACAAGAAACAGAAGUGCUGACUUCAUAUUCUUCUCCAGACAAGGAAGCAUCAGAUCGUCUCUCAACAUGUGGGUACCUACAAGCUGUAGACAAAGAAGGGAACCCACUCUGUGUCAGUUGCUAUAAGCCAGCUUCCCAUGUUAAAGAACAGAGCAGCACCACAGCAUGGGACACACGAUUCUGCUCUCUGGAAUGCCAGGAGGACUUCCAAAUUCGAUCUAGUCAGUCCUAUAUGAGAGCCAAGGUAUUUGAGAUUGAACACGGUCUCUGUCAACAUUGUGGCCUCAAUGCACAGGAACUUUACCUCCUCGUUCGAGAUGCACCAAAAGUGAAGCGGAAGGAGCUGCUGGAGAGCACAUGGUUGUCUCAGCUUCCCUUGGAGCAGCUGAAUGAACUGAUUAGGAAUCCUACAGAAGGUCUGUUCUGGCAGGUAGACCAUAUCAAACCUGUUUACAGUGGAGGUGGACAGUGUUCCUUGGAAAACUUACAGACACUCUGCACUGUAUGCCAUAAGGAGAGGACUGCAAAACAAGCAAAAGAGAGAAGCCAAAUGAAAAGACUUUCAGCUGCCUCUAAACAUGGGACUGACAUCACAAAAUUUUUAAUUAAGAAAUGAGGCUUAACACUGUCAUCUAAAAAUGUUCACAAAUGUGUUUUGAUUUGUUUUUAACUACUGAUAUAUUGUAUU
Messenger RNA from Protopterus annectens (West African lungfish), 4017 nucleotides. RefSeq names its product zinc finger RANBP2-type containing 3 (gene ZRANB3). The record is from RefSeq and is a predicted model, not a curated record. Gene Ontology annotation, biological process: DNA repair; replication fork processing. The coding region runs from base 562 to 3945 and encodes 1127 amino acids. Gene Ontology annotation, molecular function: nucleic acid binding; zinc ion binding; ATP-dependent chromatin remodeler activity. Gene Ontology annotation, cellular component: nuclear replication fork. NCBI's taxonomy places the organism in Eukaryota, Metazoa, Chordata, Ceratodontiformes, Protopteridae. The transcript has 21 exons.